UCUUUCUCCUCCUCCAACCUCUGCGGAGGCCACGACUCAGGCGCCGCAGCAGGGGGCCGCCUCCAUGGUGCGGGGCAGCCGCUGCUGAAGUCAGCGAAACCGAGCCUGGCCUGGAGCUGGCCGCGCGGAAGGCCAAGGCCAUGGCCAUAGCCACGUCGGCCCAGCUGGCCCGGGCACUGUACGACAACACCGCCGAGUCCCCCCAGGAACUGUCCUUCCGCCGAGGGGACGUUCUACGGGUACUGCAGAGGGAAGGCGCUGGUGGGCUGGACGGCUGGUGCCUCUGCUCCCUGCAUGGCCAGCAGGGCAUUGUGCCUGCCAACAGAGUGAAGCUCCUUCCCACUGGCCCGGCACCCAAGCCUGGCCUCUCCCAGGUGCCGCCAGCCCAGCCUGGCUCACCACAUCCAGCCCCAGAGCACGGCAAUGAGGACCAGGAGGUGUAUGUGGUGCCACCCCCAGCUCGGCCCUGUCCUACCUCGGGACCUCUGGCUGGACCCUGUCCGCCCUCCCCUGAUCCCAUCUACAAGGUCCCCAGAGGCAGUGGGACCCAACAGGCUGCCCCUGGAGAUGCCCUGGAGGUCUAUGACGUACCCCCCACCGCCCUCCGAGUUCCCUCCAAUGGCCCCUAUGACUCCCCGGCCUCCUUCUCCCGCCCUCUGGCCUGGGUUGUCCCCCAGUCCCCUGGAGAAGAUGAAGCUCCCUAUGACGUGCCUCUGGCCCCGAAGCCACAGUCAGACCUGGAGCCAGAUCUGGACUGGGAGGGGGGCCGGGAGCCAGGGCCCCCCCUCUACGCUGCCCCCUCCAACCUGAAACGAGCAUCCGCCCUGCUCAAUCUGUACGAAGCACCAGAGGAACUGCUGGCAGACGGGGAAAGCAGGGGCACUGACGAGGGCAUCUACGAUGUCCCCCUGCUGGGGCCGGAGACUCCCCCUUCUCCAGAGCCCCUGGCAGCCUCGGCUUCCAAUGACCUGGACGCCCUGGCCCUGCUUCUGGCCAGAAGCCCCCCACCCGCACACAGGCCCCGCUUGCCCUCAGCUGAGAGUCUGUCCCGCCGCCCUCUGCCGGCCCUGCCUGUCCCGGAGGCCCCCAGCCCUUCCCCGGCUCCGUCUCCUGCUCCAGGCCGGAAGGGCAGCAUCCAGGACCGGCCUCUGCCCCCACCCCCACCCCGCCUGCCGGGCUACGGGGGCCCCAAGGUCGAGGGGGAUCCAGAGAUCGGGGAGGUGGAGGACCAUCAAGAAGGACACCACAAUGAGUAUGAGGGCAUCCCGAUGGCCGAGGAGUAUGACUACGUCCACCUGAAGGGCAUGGAUAAAGCUCAGGGAGCCAGGGCCCGGGAUAAGGCCUCCCCAGGGGAUCCUGAGCUGCUGGAGAGGGGGCCACCAGAGCAGCAGGAGGCCCCGUCCCCAGGGGAGCCACUGGUUCUUCCCGCCGGAGAUCUACAGCUCCUGCACUUCUACGCCGGGCAGUGCCAGGGCCACUACUCAACACUGCAGGCAGCCGUGGCGGCCCUGAUGUCCAGCACCCGGGCCAACCAGCCCCCGCGCCUCUUCGUGCCCCACGGCAAGCAGGUGCUGGUGGCCGCUCACCGCCUGGUGUUUGUUGGGGACACCCUGGGCCGCCUGGCAGCCUCCACCCCUCUGCGAACACAGGUCGGAGCUGCAGGCACAGCGCUGGGCCAGGCAUUGCGGGCCACGGUGCUGGCCGUCAAGGGGGCCGCCCUGGGCUACCCAUCCGGCCCUGCGGCCCAAGAGAUGGUGCAGUGUGUGGCGGAGCUGGCAGGGCGGGCCCUGCAAUUUACCACCCUGCUCACCAGCCUGGCCCCCUGAGCCCCUUGGCCCUGCUCUGCCCUCGCCUGCCUGCCAGAGCCCCCUCCAGGCCUUGGGUGGCUGGAGGGCUCUGUUUUAGGGACUAGGAGAGGUGGAGGCAUCUCUCCCCCUCCCCCCCUCUUCCAGUCAUCUCAGCCUCUCACAGAGGCACCUC
This is a messenger RNA of Balaenoptera acutorostrata (minke whale), 1980 nucleotides long. It is a transcript of the gene EFS, whose product is annotated as embryonal Fyn-associated substrate. Lineage: Eukaryota; Metazoa; Chordata; Mammalia; Artiodactyla; Balaenopteridae. Bases 141 to 1826 code for a protein of 561 amino acids. Gene Ontology annotation, molecular function: protein binding. The transcript has 6 exons. Gene Ontology annotation, biological process: cell surface receptor protein tyrosine kinase signaling pathway; cell migration. The record is from RefSeq and is a predicted model, not a curated record. Gene Ontology annotation, cellular component: focal adhesion; plasma membrane; cytoplasm.